AUGCGAAUCGUGUGUUGGAAUGUCAAUGGGUUGCGAACAUUGAAAAGCUAUGCGCCAUGGUAUGGGCUGCCGUCGUGGGAGGCGUGCCUAAAAGAGCUGCACGCAGAUAUUGCGUGCUUCCAAGAGGUGAAAAUGACGCGUAAGCAGCUCACAUACGCCAUGUGUGUCAUGGACGACUAUGAGGCCUUGUAG
This is a messenger RNA of Malassezia globosa CBS 7966, 192 nucleotides long. RefSeq lists its product as uncharacterized. Lineage: Eukaryota; Fungi; Basidiomycota; Malasseziomycetes; Malasseziales; Malasseziaceae. The transcript has a single exon. The record is from RefSeq and is a predicted model, not a curated record. The coding region runs from base 1 to 192 and encodes 63 amino acids.